Molecule: messenger RNA, 2900 nt
Organism: Paralichthys olivaceus (Japanese flounder)
Lineage: Eukaryota; Metazoa; Chordata; Actinopteri; Pleuronectiformes; Paralichthyidae
Gene: foxg1a
Product: forkhead box G1a
Biological process (GO): regulation of transcription by RNA polymerase II
Cellular component (GO): nucleus
Molecular function (GO): sequence-specific double-stranded DNA binding; DNA-binding transcription factor activity
Source: RefSeq, a predicted model, not a curated record
GCGAGUCGCUUUAGUGGCUGCGGCUCCUAAUUAAUUGCAGCUAUCUGUCUCCUAUCGAUGUGUGUGUACGUGUGUGUUGUGUGUGUGUGUUUCCUCUUUUCUCCCCAAACCGAACAUGAAAUAGUUUGUUGGGCUUCACUUUCCUUCCUCCUCUCCGUCCCCCCUUCCUUCCUCCCCGUCCUGGUUCGCAGGCAGACGCAGGACAGAUUGAACCCCAGCUGUGUGCGUCGCUUUCGGUCGUUGCCAUUUCCCCCCUCCACUGCCCGGUGAUGUUGGAUAUGGGAGAACGCAAAGAGGUGAAAAUGAUUCCGAAGUCCUCGUUCAGUAUAAACAGUUUGGUGCCCGAGGCCGUGCAGAGCGACAACAACAACCACCAGAACCAGCACCACCACCAGAACCAGCACCACCUCCACAGCCACCAGAACCACCUCCACCACCGGCCCGGCGGCGCAGACGAGCCCGAGCAGAAAUCUCCUCUCCCGGCCGCGCAGCAGGAGCCAAAGACGGACCCUAAAAGUGACGCGUCGGGUCAGGAGAGCUGCCCGGAGGAGAAGGAGAAGUCGGAGGAGAAGAAGGACGCGAAGGACGCGGACGGAGGCGCCGGAGCGAAGGACGGAGACAAGAAAAGCGGCAAGUACGAAAAACCUCCGUUCAGCUACAACGCGCUGAUCAUGAUGGCCAUCAGACAGAGCCCCGAGAAGAGGCUCACCCUCAACGGCAUCUACGAGUUCAUCAUGAAGAACUUCCCGUACUACCGGGAGAACAAGCAGGGCUGGCAGAACUCCAUCCGCCACAACCUCAGCCUCAAUAAGUGCUUCGUCAAGGUGCCCAGACACUACGACGACCCGGGGAAGGGCAACUACUGGAUGCUGGACCCCAGCAGCGACGACGUGUUCAUCGGCGGAACCACCGRGAAGCUCCGGCGGAGGUCCACCACGUCCCGGGCCAAGCUGGCCUUCAAGCGGGGAGCGCGGCUGACCUCCGGCCUGACCUUCAUGGACCGGGCCGGGUCCCUGUACUGGCCCAUGUCCCCCUUCCUGUCCCUGCACCACCCGCGGGCCGGCGGCGCCCUGGGCUACAACGGGACCUCCUCAGGUUACCCGGCUCACCCCAUGUCCUACAGCACCAUGCUCACCCAGAACAUGGGCAACAACCACUCCUCGUUCCCGUCGUCCAACGGGCUCAGCAUGGACCGGCUGGUCGGCGGGGAUCUCCCCUACGCGACUCACCACCUGACGGCUGCGGCCCUGGCGGCCUCGGCGGUGCCCUGCGGCCUCUCCGUGCCCUGCUCCGGGGCCACUUACUCCCUGAACCCGUGCUCGGUCAACCUGCUGGCCGGGCAGACCAGUUACUUUUUCCCCCACGUCCCGCACCCUUCCAUGACCACACAGACCGGCGGCGGCUCUUUGCAAGCCGCCCGGGCUUCGGCCUCCAAUUCCCCGCAGGCUCCGUCCUCCUCCUCGCUGCCCUGUGACUCUCUGAGGCCGGCUCUGUCCGGAUCUCUGCCGGCCUUCUCCUCGGGACUUUCCGGGAGUUUGUCUGACUAUUUCACGCAUCAGAACCAGGGCUCGACCUCCAACCCGCUUAUACACUAACACCCCCAAACCCUCACCCAGCCUCACCCCUCCACCCCCCUCCACCCUCUCAUUCCGGCCUGAAGGAGAGAAAAUCUGAACUUGACUGGAACUGUAAGUUGAACAUUUGACACUGAACACUGACGAUGUAAAAAAUAAAUAUAAACUACCUGCUGUAGAAAAGAGGAGAGAACAAAAAGAGCAGCAGAGGGAGGGAGAGAGAAAACAGCCCUGAAGCCUCCAGGUAUUUUUUAAUAUUAUCUUCUUCUCCUCUUCCUCCUCUUCCUCCUGCAGGUCUGUGUACAUACAUGUUCUCAGUGUCUGUACAGUUGUGUGUGAUCUGACAUGAAAACCCAGAGGAUGCUGGGAGCUGUAGGCUGAUGAUGAUCUUCUCUUCUUCUCGUUGGAGGAUUAACUUUUUCUAGAAUGUGUAUUUAAAAUAGUUUGUCUAAUUUUAAGAUUUAAAAAAAUACUACUACUAUCUUGUGAUGUCCGCAUGUUCGCAGUAUUAUCAGGUCUCAUGCGGCGCGGAAUGAUUUUAUUUUACAAAAUUCAAACACUAAUUUUUUUAUUUUAGAUUUGUAUCGUCUUCACAGUGAAAUGUGUUUUUUAAAACAGGAAGUGAAGCGACUCCCGUUAAUGUCCCGAGGCUGUUUCUCUCCUUCACAAGUGUCCAUGUGUUUUUUAGACCAAAGACUCGGUUCUUUUAGGAAACGUAGGAUCAGUGUUGAGCCGCGGAGCAGGACGGAGGCCUGGUGCCGGGCUGCAGCGGAGCGUGACGCACAAAAUGUCCAUUUAAACGAGAUUUAAUUUAAAUUGUUCCGUUUGGUUAAAUGCGCAGAAAAGUGUCUGGGGUUUGGUGCCAGGUUGUGUCUGCGGCGCUGAUUCGAUCCGCCUGGUUCCUCUAACAUCACAUGUUUGAAACUGUUGCUAGAAAAAGACGUGAAACCGAAUCAUUGGGUUUGAAAAGUCCGCAGUUGAAUGUCUGGAUGUUUUCCGCAGCUGACGAGGUUUCUGCCCUUAAAGAAACACGCGGACGGUCCCGCUCCUCCUUUCGUUGGGUUUUUGUAUAAUCACAGAGAGAACGUGUCUAUUUGUCUGAAUUUGGUUUCAACGUUUUUAAGAACAAUGUAAAAACCCGUUUGUUUGACAGAAGAAAAAAAAGCCUCAUUAUCUGAUAUGAUUGUCCUUUAAUUGUCGUCUCUAAAAGAAUUUUCAUGGUUGUGAUUCUAUUGUGGUCUGAUUCGUAUUCACGUGUUUGUCGCUUAUAAAAGUCAAAAAGAGAAAAAAAUGUUUUAAUCAUAAAAAAUAAAAGAAUAGGUUACA